UCCGACCCCGCCCCCACCCUGGGCUGGGCCCGGCCGCACCUCUCCCAGCCGCACGCCUACCUCCCAGGACGCCCUGGGACCCAUGGCAGCGGUGGCAGCCCCCUGGGGGCGGCAGCGGGAAGAGGCCCGCGCGCUCGGCCGGGCGGUGAGGCUGCUGGAACGCUUGGAAGAGCACUUCGGGGACCCCCGGCUUGCCUCCAGUCCCCCCUCGAUGCGGGACCUGCUGCCCCGCACCGCGCAGCUGCUGCGCGAGGUGGCCCAGACCCGGCGGGCGGCCGACGGAGGCGGCCCCGAGGGUCCCGGCGGUGCGCGGGACUUCCUCGUCGUCUACCUUAACAACCUGGAGGCCAAGAGCAGACAGGUGGCGGCACUGCUGGCACCCCAGGGUCGGAGGAGUGCCAAUGACGAGCUCUUCCGGGAGGGCUCCGGACUCAGGCGACAGCUGGCCAAGCUGGCCCUCAUCUUCCGCUACAUGCAUGCGGAACUGAGCGCACUCUUCCCCGGCGGAAAGUACUGUGGACACACGUACCAGCUCGCCACGGCCCCAGCCCACAGCUUCUGGAGGGGGCACUGCGGCGCCCGUUGUGUCCUGACCUGGGCUGAGUUUGAGUCCAUCUUGUGCACCUGCCACCCGGUGGAAUCAGGCUCCACGGGCCUGGCCUUGCGCUCCACCAUCAACCUCACUGGCAGCGGCCACGUGUCCGUCUUCGAGUUUGACAUCUUUACCAGGCUCUUCCAGCCUUGGCCGACACUCCUCAAGAACUGGCAGCUCCUGGCGGUCAACCACCCGGGCUACGUGGCCUUCCUCACAUACGAUGAGGUUCAAGCGCGUCUGCAGGCCUGCAGAGACAAGCCAGGCAGCUACAUCUUCCGGCCCAGCUGCACUCACCUGGGACAAUGGGCCAUUGGAUUCGUGAACUCAGACGGCAGCAUCCUGCAGACCAUUUCUCUCAACAAGCCCCUGUUCCAGACACUCCUGGACGGACAAAGGGAAGGCUUCUUCCUCUACCCAGAUGGGAAGAACCACAACCCAGACCUGACUGAACUCUGCCAGAUGGAGCCCCAUCAGCGCAUCCAUGUGUCGGAGGAGCAGCUGAAGCUGUACUGGGCCAUGGACUCCACGUUUGAGCUCUGCAAGAUCUGUACCGAGAGGGACAAGGACGUGAAAAUCAAGCCAUGUGGACACCUGCUCUGUGGCAGCUGCCUGGCUACCUGGCAGAACUUUGAAAGCCAGACGUGCCCCUUCUGCCGCGGCGAGAUCAAGGGCCAAGAGGCCGUGAGUAUCCAUCAAUUUCAAGAGAAGCCAGAGGAAGCCACAGCCGCUGCCGAGUACCUGAGGUCCAGCAGUGACCAGGAAGAUGGGGAGGAGGAGCUGGGGCAGGUGGUUUCCUCAGCCCCCCCUCAGCUGAAUGUGUCCCCAGCUACAGGCCGGCUGAAAAUGGUGAGUCAGGUGCUGGUCUGGUUCAGCUCCGGGGUCCCUCGGGGGCACCAGGUCCUGCGCUCCCCCUCGGCACCCACUGACCAGGUGCUGGGCGAUCUGGCACCCACCACCUCUGUGCCCUCUUGUUCACUUCCUUACGCCACCCCUCGCCAGCUUUCUGGCUCUCCUUCCAGCAUCCCAGGCAUGUCUCAUCCCAGGGCCUUUGCACCAGCUGUCCCCUCUGCCCGGGCCUCCUGUCCCCCAGGCUUGCCCUCUCUCAUCUCCUCCCCAAGGCGGCCUUCCCCGAUCACCCCCAUUUUAUUGAAAAAAAGCACCCCCACCCCCUGCUGAUUUUCAUAGUUCUUGCCACCACCUGGCAGAAGCGUAUAAUUUUCUGUCACCGUCAGCCGGUGGCCACCCUCCCGAAGGUUAGGACUUCGUCUUCUCCAUUGGAUCUCCAGAGGCUAGAACAGUGCCUGGCACAUAGUAGGUGCUCAGUAAAUGGGCUUUCAAGGAAUCCAAGGAACAGAGCCUUCCCAACAGCCCUGUGAAGUAAACAAAAAAUAAAAGAAAUGCUCCCCUCCUCAUUUUCCAGAGGAGAAAAAGCUCAGAGAGGUGACUGUACCUGUCAAAAUUUCACAGGCUGAUACAAGAGAACCUGGUGUUGGGGGCGGGGGCUGGGGGAGCGGGCGUGGUGCUUAGAAAACCCUACCAUUAUCUGCUGAUCUUGGAAGCAAGCCCCAGCCUUCUUGCUCCUCCCCACCCCCUACUUCCUACCCCAGGAUUUUCCGAGACCCUGGCCUGCUGGGGAGGGGCCCAUCUGUGUUAGGCUGAGUACACAUAAGAUUCAAUCAAUACAGAGGCGUCUUCAAACAAACAGCUCAGGAAGUCCGGGAACAUUAUUUCGACCGCAGCAAACAAGUGAGCCAGCAGGAAGGGGGGUGGCGGUGACACCAGCCAGGGAAGCUAAAAACAGAUCCAGACCUGCAGCCCAAGGCAAAUGGAAACAUUAGGAGGCACUCAGCUGGCUCCCAGAGGACAAUGAGGGGGGACGCGGCCAGGACGGCAGGCUGGGGGGUGGGGGGGUGGGGGCGCCUCCGGCCACGUGGGCACACCUUGGCCCGGGCUGUGCCCUCCGCCUGGCGUGCCCUCUCCUCUUCUCCCCAAACCCUGCCUGAUUCAAAUUCCAGUCAACUCCUACCCCCUUGGUUCUUCAAAACAUGCUGUAAGAGGGAUGGCCCCCAGGGGUCCUGCCUCCCAGCAAAGUGACGGCCAUAAUGAGCAUAGUUAACGUGUUAACGUGUGUCUGAGUUGCUGGGCACCCGGCCCUGUGUUUCGUGUAUU
Molecule: messenger RNA, 2764 nt
Organism: Acinonyx jubatus (cheetah)
Lineage: Eukaryota; Metazoa; Chordata; Mammalia; Carnivora; Felidae
Gene: CBLC
Product: Cbl proto-oncogene C
Exons: 9
Coding region: 83-1771 (562 amino acids)
Biological process (GO): cell surface receptor signaling pathway; negative regulation of epidermal growth factor-activated receptor activity
Cellular component (GO): membrane raft; plasma membrane
Molecular function (GO): calcium ion binding; receptor tyrosine kinase binding; ubiquitin protein ligase activity
Source: RefSeq, a predicted model, not a curated record